This is a messenger RNA of Rodentolepis nana, 300 nucleotides long. The record is from the annotation of a GenBank genome assembly. Lineage: Eukaryota; Metazoa; Platyhelminthes; Cestoda; Cyclophyllidea; Hymenolepididae.
AUGUCCCGAGUAGAAGUUGAAGUUUUGAAGGCUGAUAUGCCAAAUGAUAUGAAAUCUUUCAUUGUUGACCAGAUCGAUGACCCACUUCGUGAGUAUAACAACGACUCCAGCCGUCCGGUAAAACUUGAACCAAUUGUCACUCAACUCAGCCGAGCCCUCAAACAACGCUAUGAAGGCGUCUGGCAAGUCGUAAUUCUUACUGGUUCCUACUCGGCCUUCUCCGCCUACACACCUGAGCGUCUCUUCCACUUCAAGUACGGCCGAUUUGUCAUUUUGGUCUGGCAAUCCUCCACUUACUAG